UCGAUGAGGUAAUAACAAACAUGGCGGCGCUCGGUACAACACGGUGCUUAUUCCGGAGCUACUCUCGGGUGAAAAAUGUUCAAAAGAGCAAGCAAGUGUUGGUCAGAUGUGGCGCCAGGACGCUUUGUAGUGGGACACAAGAUAACGCCCUCUCAGACAGUGCAAAGCCCCAGUUCACAGAUCCAGCUGUGCAGGACAUCCUCACCAGGAUAACAGGCCUGAACCUGCAGAAAGUGUUCCGACCCAUUAAACAGGAACUGAAGCCGCCUGUGUAUAAACUCAUGACUGAUGAGCAACUGGAGCAGGCGACCAUGUUAGCCACAGAGCAGGCUAAGAAGCUGCUGCAGAUGCCCCCCGUCCUGCCAGAGAGGAAGCCCAUCAACGAUGUGCUGUCCGAGGACAAGAUCCUGGAUGGCAUGGACACAGCCAAAUAUGUAUUCACAGACAUCACCUACAACAUCCCUCACAGAGAGAGGUUCAUUGUUGUACGGGAGCCCAGCGGGACCCUUCGGAAGGCGACCUGGGAGGAGAGAGACCGGCUCAUUCAGGUCUACUUCCCCAAGGAUGGACGCAAGCUCACAGCGCCUCUCAUUUUCAAGGAGGAGAACCUUAAGAUGGUGUUUUCCCAGGACCGUCAUGAGGAUGUGUUGGACCUGUGUCUGGUUCAAUUUGAACCAGACUCUUCAGAAUACAUCAGGGUACAUGCAGCCACCUAUGAGGACCUGGACAAGCAUGGCAAAUAUGAACUGCUGCGCUCCACCAGGCAUUUUGGAGGCAUGGCCUGGUACCUGCUCAACGCUCGCAGGGUGGACGGGCUUAUAGUGGACAUGCUGAAGAGAGAGCUGCUCCAGGAUGCCGUGAGCGUAGUGUCUCUCUUCCACAAGGUCCACCCCCACAGUGAGUCAGCGCAGGAAGCUGCCACCCAGCAGGCCACGGGCACCGACCUGCUUAAGAUCUACGCCCAGAAGGAGUCCCAGAGGUCAGGCUACAUCGAGCUGGCCCUGCAGGCGUAUGAACAGGCGGUUGCCCACUCCUAGAUAGAAAUAUACAAAUUCAUCCACAAUGAGGAAAGGUACCCAUAACCAGAGGAACAGACUGAAAAUGGCUUCCCAUCGGGGGGGAAGGCCUGCUUUCGUUCACUGUUUGGGUCAAAGAGUAACACGUCCUCCUUGAUCUAAAUGAAAGAUGUACACCUCACAACGACUGACUUGAAGAAUUUGCUUUGAAACUCCUAAGAUGCACAAAGUUUGUCAUUUAUCCAUGUGGAGAAAUUGUAGUCAAAUGCUCUUAUUGUCUAUAUGUGUAUUUGAUUUGGAACUCUGAGUCAAGCCUCAUGUGUUGGGUAAAGUGAUGUACAUAAUAAAGAGAUUCGUACUUGUGUGA
Molecule: messenger RNA, 1383 nt
Organism: Micropterus salmoides (largemouth bass)
Lineage: Eukaryota; Metazoa; Chordata; Actinopteri; Centrarchiformes; Centrarchidae
Gene: mrps22
Product: mitochondrial ribosomal protein S22
Exons: 8
Coding region: 21-1037 (338 amino acids)
Cellular component (GO): mitochondrial small ribosomal subunit
Molecular function (GO): structural constituent of ribosome
Source: RefSeq, a predicted model, not a curated record